Molecule: messenger RNA, 576 nt
Organism: Anopheles darlingi
Lineage: Eukaryota; Metazoa; Arthropoda; Insecta; Diptera; Culicidae
Product: axoneme-associated protein mst101(1)-like
Exons: 1
Coding region: 1-576 (191 amino acids)
Source: RefSeq, a predicted model, not a curated record
AUGGACGGGUUCUUGAGGAGCCGAAAGACGGCGCGAUCGCAAGAUCGAGAGCGGGCUGGCAUGCAAGGUGCCGCGCAAAGUGCCGUGCAAGGUGGCAUGCAAGCUACGGUGCAAGGUGCCGAGCAAGACGGCAGCCAGGCGGGAACGGCAAUGGCCCAAAGAGCAGUGCAGGAGCACAGGCGGCUUCUGCAGAGAGCCGAGCAGGCGGAGCAGGAGCUCGAAGCGGCGGCCGCCCAGGCGAAAGAGCUGCAGGCAAGGGCCGAGACAGCCGAGGCGAUGGCCGUGGCGGCUGAGGCAAUGGCAGCAGAAGCCGAGAAGAGGGCAGCAGAAGCCGAGAAGAGGGCCGAGGCGGCGCAAAGGGCGCGGGCGGAAGCCAUGAUGGCAACGCCAGCGAUCGACCUGACAACACCAAAGGCGAGGAUGGAAAAGAGGAAGCGGGAGACCCCGGGGGAAGAAGAGGAGAAAAAGAAGCCCCGGGGACCCGAAGGAAGCCCUGAUGCGGAGGGCGAAGAAGGCUGGCAAACGGUGCCCGUACGCGUUAAGAAAGGGCCGACGAAGGCGCCAAACCGGACCUAA